Messenger RNA from Ctenopharyngodon idella (grass carp), 4575 nucleotides. RefSeq names its product autophagy related 9B (gene atg9b). NCBI's taxonomy places the organism in Eukaryota, Metazoa, Chordata, Actinopteri, Cypriniformes, Xenocyprididae. Gene Ontology annotation, biological process: protein localization to phagophore assembly site; autophagy of mitochondrion. The record is from RefSeq and is a predicted model, not a curated record. Gene Ontology annotation, cellular component: autophagosome; phagophore assembly site.
AGUGACGCUACUAGAAACCAAGUGACGACAGGCGAUGUUUGUUGUCAUAUCUGUUUUUGUUGUGAAGAGCAAAGGCGAGGAUCAUCUUUGCUCGAAUGGACCUAUGGUUAAUAUUAUAGAGAGGUAGAAUGUAAAACACGAUGGCUGGUUUUGAAACGUACCAGGAGUAUCAGCGGAUAGAAGAAUGUGAUGAAGACUCACCCCCAGGAGAGGAAGAUUUACUCAUCCAUGUGCCAGAGGGCAGAGGGGACCCAUGGCAUCAUAUCAAGAACCUCGACAAUUUCUUCACAAGAAUCUAUCAUUUUCAUCAAAAGAACGGAUUCGCCUGUAUGGUGUUAUCAGAGUUUUUUGAGCUCGUGCAAUUCCUGUUUGUGGUCACGUUUACAACUUUCCUCUUCAACUGUGUGGAAUAUGAUGUUCUUUUUGCCAACCGAGUGGUCAACCACACGGGUCAGAGCCUCGGUCCUCUGGACAGGAACAAGGUCACCCUUCCUGAUGCUAUUUUACCCAGCGAGCAGUGCACUGAGAGGAUUCAAGGAAACAGCUGGAUCAUCUUUCUCUUGAUAAUGGCAGCCAUUUUCUGGGUCUAUCGGCUUGUGAAGAUGAUCUGCAAUGUCCUCAGCUACUGGGAGAUCCGGCAGUUUUAUAUUAAAGCACUGAAAAUAAAGAUGGAUGAGUUGUGCAACUUCACAUGGCAAGAAGUUCAAGUUCGUUUGAUUCACCUGCAGCGUGAGCAUCCCAUGUGCGUCCAGAAGCGUGAACUUUCCGAACUAGACAUCUACCACCGCAUCCUGCGCUUUAAAAACUACACUGUGGCUAUGAUCAACAAGUCCCUGCUGCCCGUCAGACUGCGUGUGCCCUUCUUCGGCGACAUGAUUUUCCUCACGCAGGGCCUAAAAUACAACUUUGAGUUCAUUCUGUUCUGGGGACCCCUUUCACUCUUCCAGAACAAAUGGAGCUUGCAUCCUAAAUACAAACGGGCGGCAAACCGGCAGGAGCUCGCCAAGCAGCUCAGCCACAUCAUACUGUUGACAGGUCUUGUCAAUCUGCUGCUGUGCCCUUUCGUGCUGGUGUGGCAGGUGCUGUAUGCGUUCUUUAGCUACGCUGAAGUCAUCAAGCGGGAGCCGGGAAGUUUGGGGGCCCGGCGCUGGUCGCUGUACGGCCGUCUCUACCUGCGGCACUUUAACGAGCUGGAUCACGAGCUGCAAGGCAGGAUGGGCCGUGGGUACAAACCCGCCGCCAAGUACAUGAAUGCUUUCGUUUCUCCUCUGUUGGCCGUGCUGGCCAAGAACGUGGCUUUCUUCUCCGGCUCGGUGUUCGCUGUGCUCAUCGCUCUGACAGUGUAUGAUGAAGACGUGCUGACUGUGCAGCACAUCCUGACAGCCAUCACCGUACUUGGAGUGGUCAUCACCAUCACCAGGUCGUUUAUUCCAGAUGAACAUAUGGUGUGGUGUCCUGAACAGCUGCUGCAGUGUGUCCUGGCCCAUAUUCACUACAUGCCCGACCACUGGAAGGGCAACGCCAACAAGAGCGAGACCCGCGAUGAGGUGGCACAGCUUUUCCAAUAUAAAGCGGUCUUUAUCUUGGAGGAGCUUCUCAGUCCCAUAAUUACCCCCUUCAUCCUCAUCUUCCCCCUGCGGAGCAAGUCUUUAGAAAUCAUCGACUUCUUCCGUAACUUCACCGUAGAUGUGGCAGGGGUGGGAGACAUUUGCUCAUUCGCCCAGAUGGACAUCAGGCGCCAUGGCAAUCCACAGUGGAUGUCUGAAGGUCAGACGGAGGCAUCGGUGUACCAGCAGGCUGAGAACGGCAAGACGGAGCUGUCUCUGAUGCAUUUCACCAUCAAAAACCCACGCUGGCAGCCCCCGCAGGAGAGCUCUGUGUUUAUCAGCCACCUGAAGGAGAAGGUGCAUCUGGACGCUCAGACGGGACCGUCUCCUCAGCUGCUGCUGUCCGAGGCUCCUCUCUGUACCUCGCUGCUGUCCAAUGAGUCCGCCACGGGGCCUGAUAACCUGUUAGCCAGUGUGUUGGCUCACCCUGUACUGACUGCCUCCGGACUGCCUGGAAGGAACCGGCGCUUUAUCUCUCCGAGCAGCGCGGCUUCGGCUGCGGCUAGUGUCCUGGCGUCCCUCUCGUCGUCUCAGCAGCCCCAUGCCGGACGUUCUCGCUCACACACUCUUCUACCGUCCCGACAUCAGCACGACGGCCUCAUGUACUUCAGUGACCACACUGUGGGCGACAGCAUGUCCGCAAGUGACUCCAAGGUGCUCAGCCAGUCUCAUUCAGCCCUGGCGUCAGAGUUCGCAUCUGCCGAGAUGAGCCUGCACGCUAUUUACAUGCAUGAGGUGCAUCAGCAGAAGACCCAGCAUGCAUCUGGACUGUUUCAGGCCCCUGUGCCAAUGAGGGACUUGAGCACCAACAGUGCUCCUCAGACACAGUCCUCACAGACAGUCACCUUGGUGUCGCCCGCUUCUGGCCGCUUGGGUGGCUGGGCUGAAGAGGAAGAGGAGCAUGGGGAUGAGGAGGAGAUAAACAGCAACCCUUUGCCGGAUCAGACCAGCAGAGGGAGCAGCUGAAGUGCCUUCAACCUGUAUGGUUUUGUGUUGAUUUCUGGGAGUUGUGGCCUUGCUUUGAAACCUUUUGAUCAAGCAUGCUGGGACGCCACACCAAGCAUGCCGUUCCAGGAGCCCGCCGGAGACGCUCGCUUCUCUGGACGCACCGUCUUCCAGUUCAGAGGAACUGACGUAAUGGACUGCAAGAGUAUGUCUGCCACUUUCCCUCCCUCCUCACUUCAAUUACAUUUAAAUUUAAGACUGCUGUGUGUGUUUGUGUGUGUUGGAGUGUAUGUUUUUGUUUUGUUCAUGACACAACAGGAUGACACUUGUUUUACAGUAUUUAUUUCCAUUUCAUUUUCUUUCAUGCAACGUUUGGGUUAGAGCAAGUUGCUUUGUCCGCGCCGGCAGUAUUUACUUUUGAAGCACUGCCUUGGUUUUGAGGGAUGAAAACAACAUCCUUUUAUCGUAGUAUUGCUAGUUUCAUUUUUGUGUUACAGCACCGGCGGACAGAGAAAACAUUACUGAAUGUAAAAUCAUGCCAGUUGCCUCAUAAGAAAAAAAUACUAUUCAACUUAAAAUUAUGAUUUUUUUUUCCCUUAAAGAAAAUAUAAUAUAUAUAUAGAAUUAAAGGUAAUUUUUGCCUAGUUUAAUUUAAAUGAAAUGCAUUCACAGAAGUUUUGACAGAUCUUAACAAUAACCUCGUAGCCUAAAAAAAAAAAAUGCAACAUUUAAACAAGAAAAAAAGAUUUUAGCAAUAAAAUUUAUCACACUUUACCAAAAAGGGUUUGAUUUGCAGGGAAACAAAGUUCAAAUGCAGUUUAUGGAAAAAGUAGGUAUGUCAUGAACAUGUUUCAUAUAAACUGUCAAAUUAAUCAUAUUAAAACAUCUUUAAAUGAUCAUAUGACUGCAUUAAAGGAUUUUUGUUAUUAUUUAAAUGAUGCAAAUGCUAUAAGAAUGAAGAUAUGUUCGAAAAAAUGUGUCGAAAAAAUAUUAAAUUAAUAAAAAUGAAAGGAUUUUUGUUAAAAAGCCAGACAUUAGUCACCGUUCACACCCAUUUAAAUAUUACUUCUAGGCUACUUGUUCAACUUGUAAACAGCAUAUUAAAUUUUUUAACCACUUAAAAAGUUAAAAAUAGUGACUAUUCAAGGUAAAACUCAGUUUGAAGCUGUUAAUAGUGUUUUUAAGGCUGGUUUUGAUUUGUACUAUGUACCCGACCGACAACAGUCUAUUCCAGUGUGUUGAAUUAAAUAUUACACAUCUGACAGAUGAUCUUUCAAGCCGUAUCCCAGAAUUCAUCAGUUUAAGCAGUUAAUGUCUCGUGUCCGAGUCGGUGUAGACCCAAAACUGAAGGGUAAGAUUUUUGUGUGGUGAGCGUUCAAUCAGUUUUUAAACUAGAAUCCGCCAUAGAACAAAUAGUUUUUAAUUAAUGUGCUCUCAAAGCACAGGAAAGGUUUGCCUCUGUAAUAUAUCACUAUCACAAGAGCCGGAGGGCUUUUUGACAGUUUACACAUGCUAUAUGAGGCUCUGGCCCAAAUGACGCACAGUCCUCCCUGUGGCCAGAGCAUAUUAGAAGCUUUCAGAAAUCACCUACUUGAAAUACUGCAGUAAAUGGAUGUUAGAGAGUAGCUUGAAGCGUAGUUAAUAAGGGUAACGGCAUCAGUAUCAUACCCACUGAAAUACCUCCCAGUGUACCUUAAGACCGCAUAUGUACAGUAUUUAUUUGUGUGGGUGUGACGUUAUUGAGCGAACACGAUCAGGAUGAUGUUGUUGUUGUUAAGACGCGCAGUUUGCAGUGUUACGGGAUUCUGGGUUUUUUCCACACAAGCCUGAACUGUGCAAGUGAAACACUUUGUUUUACAGCUCUGCUAUCUUAAAGUUCUGUUUAAACAGUCUGGAGUCGGACUGUGCCAGGUGCUAUAUAUUUGUAUAUUUAAUUUGUUUCGAUAUUUGUCUCUUUUUGUUGGAUUUUGACUUUUGUCUGAUCGAAAUAACACUAUCAAAAAAUAAACCAUACCAAAACCCA